GUGAAGCUAAGGCUGGAUCUGUGUCGCAGCUUAAACGUCCGCGAAGAGAAUUGCGAUUGCGAGGAACAGUGCGACUGAGAAUGCCUGAUCAUCCGUUUCGCUUUGUCGGAAAACUGAUGAGUGCGCCGCAUACAGCUGUAGCUAUGUCGGGGAAAGACUCUGGAGCACUUCGGGAGUCGCGGUCGGAGAGUGGGUUGGAACGACAGGCACUACAAGAAGGGCACGACCAGGAAAAUGAGGAGAGGUCGCGGUCAUGCCCGUCUUCGGUGAGGAGGGAGUCUCAAUCGCACCCUUUCUCCUACCGCCCGCUGCAAUCCGAUCAGCCCGAUCAGCCUCGGCAAGAGUCAGAACAGCAGAAGAAUUGGACGUCAGAGGAGCCUCCUACACCAUCACAACGUAUACCUGGGCCCCAGACGAAGCUGCAGCCGCUGCUGAGGAGGGACAACGUAUGGUCUGGGCAAGGACGAAACGAAGGGUCUGAGCAUGUCCACGAUGUACUGCCGCAACGGAUCGUAAGACCUGUCCAGGAUAGCUAUGCGCAAUCGGGGGUACCGGGGCGACCGCCUCAAACUGCCCCCGUCGCUCAGGUCGCCAAGAGGCCUUGCGGCAACAGCUACUGUCGCCCGUUGUCAUUUACCAACAGCAAGUGCCAGCGCAGACUACAGUACAUCAGCUCACAGAGCAGCGAUGGGAAUAUAGUGAUCAAAUUCGGGCGGAGAGGGGGUUGCAACCGCUUGUUGGGGUGGACGUUUAUUCGCAAGGGCAGCAACCUCCGCAUUACCAGCAGCAGCAGCAAGAGCACUUUGUCCAGAGUCAGACAGGUCAAUCAUUCCAGUCACAGUCACUUCGACACAGUAUGCCCCGAUAUAUAGAGCGACCUGAGCAGCGACUGCGGGAAUCUUUUACUGAGGAAGCAAGAGCUCGAACCGAGCGCUAUCAGCAUCUCCCACUUACGCAAUCGGCGCAAACCGCAGCAUCAUCUAUACAGGGAAACCAACUGGCACCACUACAACCUCUACGGCUCAAACCCGAGGUCUCACAACCCACAGUCUCAUCACUUCGCAGGGAAGAAGUCCCGGCUCGGUUUGACAAUCUGCCCGAUGUGUUACCU
Saitoella complicata NRRL Y-17804 is the source of this 1111-nucleotide messenger RNA. RefSeq lists its product as uncharacterized. Bases 81 to 872 code for a protein of 263 amino acids. NCBI's taxonomy places the organism in Eukaryota, Fungi, Ascomycota, Saitoellomycetes, Saitoellales, Saitoellaceae. The record is from RefSeq and is a predicted model, not a curated record. The transcript has a single exon.